Mustela erminea (ermine) is the source of this 948-nucleotide messenger RNA. RefSeq names its product vegetative cell wall protein gp1-like. Lineage: Eukaryota; Metazoa; Chordata; Mammalia; Carnivora; Mustelidae. The annotation marks the transcript as partial. The transcript is spliced from 2 exons. The record is from RefSeq and is a predicted model, not a curated record.
UCUGACGCUCCUCCCUCUGACGCUCCUCCCUCUGGUGCUCCUCCCUCUGACGCUCCUCCCUCUGACGCUCCUCCCUCUGACGCUCCUCCCUCUGACGCUCCUCUCUCUGACGCUCCGCCCUCUGACGCUCCUCCCUCUGGCGCUCCUCCCUCUGACGCUCCUCCCUCUGACGCUCCGCCCUCUGACGCUCCUCCCUCUGACGCUCCGCCCUCUGACGCUCCUCCCUCUGACGCUCCUCCCUCUGACGCUCCUCCCUCUGACGCUCCUCCCUCUGACUCUCCUCCCUCUGACGCUCCUCCCUCUGACGCUCCUCCCUCUGACGCUCCUCCCUCUGACGCUCCUCUCUCUGACGCUCCUCCCUCUGAUGCUCCUCCCUCUGGUGCUCCUCUCUCUGACGCUCCUCCCUCUGACGCUCCUCCCUCUGACGCUCCUCCCUCUGGUGCUCCUCCCUCUGACGCUCCUCCCUCUGACGCUCCUCCCUCUGACGCUCCUCCCUCUGGUGCUCCUCCCUCUGAUGCUCCUCCCUCUGACGCUCCUCCCUCUGACUCUCCUCCCUCUGACUCUCCUCUCUCUGACGCUCCUCCCUCUGGUGCUCCUCCCUCUGACGCUCCUCCCUCUGACGCUCCUCCCUCUGACGCUCCUCCCUCUGACGCUCCUCCCUCUGACGCUCCUCCCUCUGACUCUCCUUUCUCUGACGCUCCUCCCUCUGACGCUCCUCCCUCUGACGCUCCUCCCUCUGACGCUCCGCCCUCUGACGCUCCUCCCUCUGACGCUCCUCCCUCUGACGCUCCUCCCUCUGACGCUCCUCCCUCUGGUGCUCCUCCCUCUGAUGCUCCUCUCUCUCACUCUCCUCCCUCUGACGCUCCUCCCUCUGACGCUCCUCCCUCUGAUGCUCCUCCCUCUGGUGUGAUGGAAGUAGGCUUCCACGUCUGUGCUCUGAGUUCCUAG